Messenger RNA from Polypterus senegalus (gray bichir), 2387 nucleotides. It is a transcript of the gene amz2, whose product is annotated as archaemetzincin-2. The record is from RefSeq and is a predicted model, not a curated record. The transcript has 8 exons. The coding region runs from base 171 to 1277 and encodes 368 amino acids. NCBI's taxonomy places the organism in Eukaryota, Metazoa, Chordata, Cladistia, Polypteriformes, Polypteridae. Gene Ontology annotation, biological process: proteolysis. Gene Ontology annotation, molecular function: metallopeptidase activity.
UCUUCCGGCUGCGGAGCUUCAAGCAGAAAAACCAGAAAGCGAACAAGCGCGAUUGCUAACGUCUGACAGGCUGGUCGAUGAGGAGAUUUGCAGAUGUCUUAUUACUCGUUGGCUCUGUAGUUGACGUGACGCUAGACUCCUAAUAUGAUAUCUGGACUGUCUUCCGUUUCAUGAUUUUCUUGCAACUCGCACCAAUGAUUGAUCCUAAAGAGAUGCAGACUAUCCGGCAUUCUGAAGACGCACUGAGGACCGCUCUGAUCUCUAGGAGACAGGAUUUGAUGGAUCGCUACAACAAGUAUAGCCCUGGGGAGCGACGGCUACUAGAAGAUUGCCUGCGCUCUGAUAGUACACUCUUCCAUCCCAUUACAUUGCAUUCCCCAUCAGAUUGGAUCCUAGCUCAUCCAGAAUCUACACAGGACUUUGAAGCCUUCUACAAGAACCCCUAUCGGAAGACUCCCAACAAAGGAAGGAAUACCGUGUAUAUUCUGACAAUUGGUUCAUUUGGCACUUCUGAAGAUAGCACCAGGCUGUAUGUGGAGUGGCUGCAGGAGUACUGUGAAGCGUUUUAUUAUGGUCUUGCAGUCAGACUCCUGGAGCCAGUUUCUGUUUCUGAAACGGCUUGUGCCUUCCGGAUCAAUGAGAACACGUGCAAUUUACAGAUACAUGCAGGUAGUCUUCUUCAUUACUUGAAGAAGAGGAAACCUAAAGAUGCCUUCUGCAUUGUAGGAAUCACAAUGAUUGAUUUGUAUCCUGAGGACUCCUGGAACUUUGUAUUUGGACAAGCUUCUCUUACAGAAGGGAUGGGCAUUUUUAGUUUUGCCAGGUAUGAUGACAACUUUUAUAGUCGUGAGUACAAAGGUCGGAUACAGAAAUCAAAGAAGCUGACUCCUGGAGACUAUUCCAUAUUCAACAGUUACUAUACCCCACCUGUGACCAGUGCUCUACUGUAUCGCUCAUGCAGAACACUGACACAUGAAAUUGGUCAUAUUUUUGGGUUGAAGCACUGCCAGUGGAUGCAAUGUGUGAUGCAAGGGUCAAACCAUCUUGAGGAAUCAGACCGAAGACCCUUGGACCUUUGCCCUAUCUGCCUGCGCAAGCUGCAAUCCGCUACUGGUUUUAAAAUUGCAGAAAGGUACAAGGCCCUGCUUCGGUGGAUAGAAAGUGAUUUAACUACAGACAUCCAUAUGGAAGUGGCGAAAAGAGCUCAGAAACCCACUGCAGCAUUUGAAGAAUCUAGAAAGUGGCUAAUGGAAUGCUUGUGCUUAAUUGGUGACUAAUAUCCCUUAAAUGGAUCUAGGACGGCAGAAAGCUUUUAACCUCUUGUGCCACAAAGAUGUAAUUGUCAACUAAUUUGUAUACUGUUCAAGAAAAUGAGGGGAACACUUAAUCAAUGAUCACAGUCUAACACCAAGUCAAUUAAACCUCAGGAAUAUCAGUUUGUCCAGUUAGGAAGCACAAGAGAUUUUGAAUCAUCUUCGCCUGAUUUGAUGCAAAUGAAAGUGACAACUGGUGUAUUGGAGAGGCAACAGCAGAACAACCCCCAAAAAAGGAAAUGGUUUUACAGGUGGUGGCCACAGACAGUUGCUCUCUCCUCAUCUUUACGGAUUCUUCUCCAGUUUUGCAUUUUGCCAGUAUCCCUGUCACUACUGGUGGUAUGAGGAAAUACCUGCAGCCAAUUCAAGUUGCACAGGUAGUCCAGCUCCUCCAGGAUAGCUCAUCCAUAUGUGCUGUUUCAAGAAGGUUUGCCGUGUCUCCCAGCACAGUCUUUAGAACAUGGAGGAGAUACCAAGAUGAUAUGGGCCGCUACAUGAGGAGAGCUGGACAGGGCUGUAGAAGAGCAUCCUCCCAGCAGCAGAACCAGUCAAAGAACCAGAGAGAGCACUGCCAUAACCCUACAAAAUGACCUCCAGCUGGGUACAGGUGUACAUGUCACGGACUAAACUGUCAGAAACAGAAUGCCUAGACGUCAGGAGUGCACACAAGCACAUGGGGGCCAUACACACUACUGAGUCACAUUAGGCAUUGUUGUGAUGAAAUUCAUGCAAGUUGGAUCAACCUGUGAUUUCAGUUUCUAAUUUUGAUUUUUGGUGUGAUGUUAAAUUUUGGUUUCCUUUGACCAUUGUUACAUCAUUUUAUUCUCAAUGGAUUACACAGUAUUACUCAGUAAAGAUUUUCCACUUGAAUAUUUUGAUAUCCGAUGUGUGAUUUAAGUGUUCCCUUUAUUUUUUUGAGCAGUGUAUUUACUAACUGCACAACCUGUCUAUAUGGUAGUAGCAGCUAAUAGCUACCCCCUGUACGUGUCUGAUCAUAUUUAUAAAAGCAAAGAGAGUGACUGACAAGUAAAAUCAUUUACUUGGUCUGUUUAAUCACACACUAAAGAAAAAAAA